Molecule: messenger RNA, 1173 nt
Organism: Naegleria fowleri
Lineage: Eukaryota; Heterolobosea; Eutetramitea; Acrasida; Naegleriidae
Exons: 1
Coding region: 1-1173 (390 amino acids)
Source: RefSeq, a predicted model, not a curated record
AUGAGUCAUACCACCCUGAUGUUAUCAUCAUCAACAACAACCAACGAGUCUCCGCUCGAAUUACUUUUCAGCAAAGACUUUUUCAUCCACGUUCUCGAGAAUGAAGCAUCGUCAUCAUUAUCCUCUUCAGCAACCUCCAACAACAACAACAACCAACUAUUGACCACUCCAUCAUCAAAUCCUUCACUCACCAACCAGCACCCCACUCCACAACUCCACGCUUCCAUCCGAGCAAGAGAAAUUAAACUCCUUCCUCAAAAUUCAACAACAAAUUCCCAGUCGGAGCUUCUUCCCAACACGAAAUACCUUCAGAAUAAUCCUCUCAUCACAGGUCGAUAUUUCAACAAUCUUAAGAAUUCCGAUGAGGUUCAACAUGAGAAUCAUCAUCAGGAACCGACUGAUUCUGGUGUGCCGCCUCUACCUUUGCCUCCACCUCUCAGAAGCAACUCUUUCCAUGGAUCGUAUUCGCAACAACCACAACUUCAUGAACUGUCCACCACCAUUGUGGACCCGAGCCGAAAUGAUGAGGGCCUUCUUCUUCCCAAAUGUUUCAUUCUGACUCACAAACUAAAUCCUUUGAGUGUCGAUGAAUUUAUAGAGUCAAUGAAUACGGUCUUGAGAAGAGUUCGUGAGCUACAGAUAGAUCAAGAUGAAAAGUUGAAGAGUCACAUUCCAUAUGUGCAUUUGAUGAAUGGAUUUUCUAUUGAGGGAAUUCUUGCAAUUUUAGAUUCUGGCUUGUCACAACAACCACAUGCAUUGCAAAGAAGUGGAUCCUCAAAAAAGAACACCAUUUUCAUUCCAUUCCAAAGUUAUAGAAUGCAAUUAUAUGAAGACGUUUUUGGACGAGUUUUAAGAGAAGGCGCAAAUCAAGCUCGAGUUGAGGAGUGGUUUGCGAAUGUAAUUCUUUCAAAAAUUAGCGAAGAACUAGGAAGUGAAAUUCUUAGUGAAAGUAAGGUUGAAAAAAAUCGUGUUGCUGAUGAAGACAAUUCUGAUGAAGAGAACAAAAACAUUAAUCCAAUCCCUACCACUUUGAAAUUUCACUUUUUCACAUUUAUUCAAACCUAUGGUUAUUGGGCCAUUCCACUCACUGAUCAAUCCAGUGCAUUCGAUAUAGAGAAAUCUCCAUUAAGACGACUCAAUCAAAUUCUUGGAUUUCGACGAUCUAAGUUGUGA